This is a messenger RNA of Arabidopsis lyrata subsp. lyrata, 990 nucleotides long. RefSeq lists its product as uncharacterized. The record is from RefSeq and is a predicted model, not a curated record. The transcript is spliced from 5 exons. Lineage: Eukaryota; Viridiplantae; Streptophyta; Magnoliopsida; Brassicales; Brassicaceae. The coding region runs from base 27 to 788 and encodes 253 amino acids.
CAACCGAAACUAAACAACAAAAGAAAAUGAGUUUUCUUGCAGCAGGGAGACUCGCGGGAAAAGAAGCUGCCUACUUUUUCCAAGAAUCCAAACACGCCGUUAAUCGUCUCGCCGAGAAAUCUCCGGCCACCGGGAAAAAGCUUCCAUCUUCUCCGGCGGAUCCACCGGAAAUUCAACCUGACGUUCUUCCGGAGAUUCUACGCCAUUCUCUUCCUUCUAAAAUCUAUGGUCGUCCACCUGAUCCUUCGUCUCUCUCCCAAUUCUCCAAAUGGGCUCUUGAAUCCGACCCAAACGCUUCAGUUUCUAUUUCCCCUGACGUCUUGAAUCCUCUCAGAGGUUAUGUAUCUCUGCCUCAGGUCACAUUCGGACGCAGAAGAUGGGAUCUACCAGAAUCUGAGAAUUCGGUUUUGGCGUCAACAGCUAAUGAAUUGAGGAGAGACAGAUACGGCACUCCUGUCAAUCCUGAGAAAUUGAAAGCUGCUGGUGAAGGCCUUCAACAUAUUGGAAAGGCAUUUGCAGCCGCUACUAUUAUCAUCUUUGGCUCUGCCACUUUGGUCUUUGGAACGGCAGCCUCAAAACUUGACAUGCAUAAUACCGAUGACAUAAGAACGAAAGGCAAAGAUCUUUUUCAGCCAAAACUGGAGUCGAUGAAGGAACAAGUAGAGCCCUUAAGAACUUGGGCUGGAAACAUGUCAAAGAAGUGGCAUAUUGAUAAUGACGGUGGUAGUACUUUGAAGGAGAAACCAAUCUUGAAGGAGCUUUCGAAAAUUCUGGGACCUAAAUCUUAAAAGGCUGAGACUGUGGAUAACAUGUGUAGAGAAAACCAAACAGGAAGUUCUAUAUGUAUGUAAGAUGGAAUAAGAUCUUAGGUAAAAUAUCAAAUUGUGCUGUAAGAACUAAGAAGUUUCAAUUUCAAUGUUGCUAAAUAAAUGUUGUAUCGAGUGAUUUAAGUUUUGUAUAAUAAAGUUUUAAUGAGAGUUUCAAUAUCAA